AUGUCAUACUCGCAGCAGAAUAGUGGUCAUGAACGUUUUCCCUACGCCAUGUAUAACAACACGUUGGGUAUACACCAAGUUGUGCAUCCCCACCAAAUAAGCGACCAUCCGUCGUUUAUUAAUAUGCCCAUCUCUUCAGCAUCGAAUCCCUCCAUCCAGUAUUCUGGCAGUACCUCUCACAGCGUAGAGAAGUUUGUCCCGAUGGACAUUCCGCAGUAUAACAAAGACGGCUCUUCGACUGUUAUGUUUCAGGUGAAUACAGAAAGGAAUAGUCUGAGUAUUCCUUUGGAGAAGUGUCUUCAGCCCAGCGGUGGAGCGCACUUGAAGAACGCCCAAGAAAUUAUGUUCCCGACAGUCGACCGUACUCAGGUCCAGACUUUCAAUCUCGUCAUCGCUUGGCCCGGAUACGACACAGUGGAGUUCCCUAUCGACAUCGGGACGAAUGAAAAGCCCAUCACAAGGGCUGAUCUCGCGCGUCAAAUUGCGUAUCACUUCUUUGGAUUUUUCAUUCAAUGCGAUAGCGGUCAUUUAACUCAGAGGUCGCUUUUUCAGUGGAAAGUCGGAGGGCGAGACGGUUAUAAGUUUCAUCAGAUCCGCCUCUCAACAUUCUGGAAUAUCGAAGGGACCUCUUGGGCUGCCUCUGUCAGAGUCCUGGAAAAUGCAUAG
Messenger RNA from Suillus fuscotomentosus, 666 nucleotides. RefSeq lists its product as uncharacterized. The transcript is spliced from 4 exons. NCBI's taxonomy places the organism in Eukaryota, Fungi, Basidiomycota, Agaricomycetes, Boletales, Suillaceae. Bases 1 to 666 code for a protein of 221 amino acids. The record is from RefSeq and is a predicted model, not a curated record.